Molecule: messenger RNA, 1743 nt
Organism: Daucus carota subsp. sativus
Lineage: Eukaryota; Viridiplantae; Streptophyta; Magnoliopsida; Apiales; Apiaceae
Exons: 5
Coding region: 1-1743 (580 amino acids)
Source: RefSeq, a predicted model, not a curated record
AUGAAUAUUAUCUUGGAACAUAUUGAAGAUGGAGUUACGAUUCCUCACAGAACCUAUCUAAAAACUCAUGCUGAGUUUUCUGAUGAGGAUAAUGAGUUGAUUCAACUGGACAUGAAUCUACAGCUCAUUCUGAUUGAUUCUUUGGAUCGUGUCAUGUACAAUAAUGUUGUUAAUUGUACUAGUGCAAAACAAAUAUGGGAUACCUUGCAAAUAAUCAACGAGGGAUCUGAGGAAGUCCGGGAAAACAAGAAGGAAAUUCUUGUGGCUCAAUACGAGCAAUUUGGUUCCAAUCCCGGAGAAGGGAUUUCUGAAGUAUUCAUUAGAUUCAACAAUUUGAUAAACAAUCUGAAUCUGAACGGGAAAUACUAUGACAACAAAGAGGUCCAGAUGAAACAGAGAUACGGAUGGGGAAAGACGAUCAACGCGUCUACAUCUGUCAGCAAUUCUACUGCUCUCGUAAUAGAAUCACCUGUUGUGAAAGAGCGGAAGGUUGUUGUACAUUCUAAAAGCACCCAAGAGUAUGUGGUUCCUGAAAUAGGACAUACGUCAACAAAUACGGGUGAUGAUGAAUUCUACUCUAUGGAAGAGUUGGAUCAGCUUGAGGACGAAUCUCGUGCUAUGUUUGCUAGGAAGUUUAGCAACAUGAGAUUCAUGAAGAAUCCCUCCUACAAGUUUAAAUCUUAUGGUAGUGAAUUCCAGAAAGGGGAAUCUUCGUCCACAACAUCAAAAGGGGCUUACAAGACUGGGAUGGUUGAUCGAAGAAAGUUUAAAUGCUUCAACUGUGAUGAGCCUGACAGUGAUGAGGAGGAAGAGCGGGGGAAUGUUGCUCUAAUGGCUUUCAUGGAACCUUCUACACCUCCACAUCGCACUGGUGGAUUUCCGGUGGAUCCUACUUGCCCUAAACUACUUAUGCAAUUAGGACUUGAUCGUGAUGAUGCUCUUAAGAAGCUCAAAGCUCUGACUCUUGAACACAAAGCGUUAAAGCUAGAAGUUCAUGAGUUGAAGUUAAAAGAAAAGCUUGUUCUCACUCCUAAAAUUGAACAAUUGACUAGUGAUUUAUUAACUCAGUCAAACAAGGUUAAAGUGUUAGAAUAUAGGGAGAACAAACUGAAUGAGCAACUAGCUGAAGAGAAGGUUAGGUGCCUUGCCUAUAAGGAGUCGACUAAUAUUGUUAAGAACCUAGUGGACCAAAAAGUGAUUAAAAGGAAAGUUGGUAUAGGUUUCUAUUACAACAAGUCUGUAGGUAAGGCUAGUAACAUAACUCCUUUUGUUAAGAGUGCUGAAGACAGGGAGAAUAUUGAGAAUGAGAGGGAGAUUUUGGCAUCUGUAGAGCCAAUGCAAGUUGGGGGCACAUUCAGUUCGUCCAAAGCUGGCAUAGGUGCCAAUGGCUUAAAGAAUAAUUUUAACAAGCCUAAUAAGUUUGUUAAAUGCAGGAAUGGUAACAAUACAUGCUCAUCUACUAAUAACAUUAGAACUUCUGAAAAUGUUAAUGUAGAAACUAUUAAACCCCCUGUUGUUCUGAAUAACAUGCCUACUGUUCCUUUAGUUGAUAUGUGCCAUAGACCUUGUGGUGUUGAUAAUUGCAUGUUGUGUGCGUUUAAUGUAAUGUCUUCUUAUUUCAAAACUGGUCCUUCUCCUAUUAAGAAGGAUACUUAUGUUCCUAAGCCUAAACCUAAAGUGUUCAAGGCUGUUUGUAGGAAAGUAAGUACAGUCAAGGCGGAUGCUGAUGUUAUUCGAACAUGA